AUGCCCAUCGCUUCCUCCGUAUCGCAUGAGCAUUCUGUUCUAAGUGCGAGCGAACUCAACAAAUUAGAAGCACAAGUUUUACGGGCCGAAUUUGCCAAUCGGCCAGACGCUCAAGCACUUCGGAGAGAACUAGAAAGUGCGCGCAAAAAAAUUGUGUCUAUUGCACCCUCUGAGCGUGUAGAACCUGUACCUGUCAUUGAUGGAUUUGGCCGCAUGUAUGAUAUCGGCUCGCGGUCGUCAUCGGAAGCGACGAUUCAAGCGGAAAGCUUGCGCUCUAGUAAGAGACCCAAGUUCGAGUCGGAUGCACCGGAUGACGUGUCACUUUCAGAUCUCGUGCGACAGGAGCGGUUUACUGCUGGUCGAGCUGAUCAAAAAGAUUACGACAUGAUGCUCUCACAGCAAAUUGCGGGUGAUCGAGCCUUUGUAAAUGACACGGACUACCUAGAUGAUGAAGCGCAGCGGUUUGCUCGUAAGCGGAUGCGAGACGAUGCCAUGAAACGUCAGUUUGCGAUUCAAGGUACGUGUAUCUACAGAACGGGACUGGAAAACGUCGUGUUCUCGCAAUGGGCUUACACUUGCUAG
Molecule: messenger RNA, 582 nt
Organism: Malassezia globosa CBS 7966
Lineage: Eukaryota; Fungi; Basidiomycota; Malasseziomycetes; Malasseziales; Malasseziaceae
Exons: 1
Coding region: 1-582 (193 amino acids)
Source: RefSeq, a predicted model, not a curated record